Messenger RNA from Selaginella moellendorffii, 2158 nucleotides. Its product is annotated as pentatricopeptide repeat-containing protein At4g02750. Bases 279 to 1979 code for a protein of 566 amino acids. The record is from RefSeq and is a predicted model, not a curated record. Gene Ontology annotation, molecular function: protein binding; RNA binding. The transcript is spliced from 4 exons. NCBI's taxonomy places the organism in Eukaryota, Viridiplantae, Streptophyta, Lycopodiopsida, Selaginellales, Selaginellaceae. Gene Ontology annotation, biological process: RNA modification.
CUGCUUCAACGGGAGCAGCGGCAGAAGCAGGAGGAGAGACUUGUAGCAGAAGAUGGUGGCUCCUCUUGCUGCACCGUGGCAGGGCGCUCGCAAGUUCUGCUAAACUCAAGGAUCUGGAUGCUGUUCUAGGCAGAGACUCCGCUACGAUUGACACUUACGCCUCUCUACUGCGGCAAUGCGCUCAGACCAAGUCGAUCCUUCAAGGCAAACGGGUCCACGACCAUAUCGACAGAUCCGGAUACAAGGGACACACUUUCCUCGGGAAUUUGCUCGUGGAUAUGUACGGGAGCUGUGGAAACUGGGAGGCCGCCAGGGCUGUGUUCGAUGGCAUCAAGGAGCCCAACGUUUUCUCGUGGAAUCUGCUGAUCAAGGCUUAUGCCACGAAUGGGUUUCUGCGAGAGGCACGGCUUGCGUUUGAGGGAGCUCCGCAAAAGAAUGCAGUGACUUGGACUUCGCUGUUUGGGUGGUAUGCGAAGGGUGGGCUGCUCCAGGAAGCCAGCCGGAUGUUUGAGAAGAUGCCCGAGUGGGACUUCAUUUCGUGGACGAGCAUGUUUACGGCAUAUGCCCAGAGCUGGCAGCCUCAGGUGGCGAAAGGAAUGUUCGACAGAAUGCCUUCGAGGGACGCUGCGUGCUGGAACGCAAUGUUUACUGCGUGCGCGCAGAACGGAAGCCUGGUUAGAGCCAAGACUGUUUUCGAGAGGAUGCCGCAGUGGAAUGUCCAGUCCUGGAACGGAAUGAUCACAGCGUAUGCUCAAGACGGGGGGCCGCAGCAAAGCAAGAAUCCUUUCGAAGGUGGUGAUAUACUUUCGAAAAGCAGGCUUUUCUCCUGGUCGGAAAGAAGUCUACUUCGAGAUAACUCAACAGGGAUGACACAAGAGAAGGAUCAUUGCAGAGAAGCAAGGAGUUUGUUCGAUGGAAUACCGGAGAGGAAUGGAAUCUCGUGGGCUGCUAUGAUCGGAGCUUAUGCAAAGAAGGGGAAGCUUGUCGAGGCACAGGGUCUGUUUCAGAGAAUGCCCAGUCUCGACUUAGUAACCUGCACCACCAUGCUCGAAGCGUAUGCCCAACACGGCUAUACCAAGGAUUCAAAGGCACUUUUCGACAGAAUGCCCGAGCAUGACAUGGUGUCGAGAACAGCUAUGGUGCUUGGCUACGCUAUCAACGGAGAACUGCACGAAGCUCGGGAGUUGUUCGACAGCAUGCCGAGAAAGGACGUGAUCUCUUGGAAUGUGAUCAUCUCCGCAUACGCACACAAGGGACAGGACAGAGAAGCGCUGGAGCUGUUUUGGAGAAUGGAUGUCAAGCCAGACUGUAUAUCCUUUCUCGUGGUUCUCGACGUGUGCGCAAACUCCACGAUUCUGGAACAAGGAAAGCGUCUCCACGCCAGAGCGAUCAGUCACGGCUUGGAUUCAAAUGCUAAAGUUGCGACGGCGCUGAUCAACAUGUAUGGGAAGUGUGGACUGCUGGGAGUUGCUUUGGAGCUGUUUGAGAAACUCGAGGACAAAGAGGUGAUGGCUUGGACGGCGAUGGUCGCAGCUUAUGGCUACAAUGGACAGGGAAAGGCGGGCUUGAUGGUUUUCCACAGGAUGGUUAUGGAAGGCGUGGAGCCCGACGACAUACUCUACAUAUGCGUUCUCUGCUUAUGUGGCCACGCAGGGCUGUACAAGGAUGGACUCGAGGAGUACCUUUCACUUCAAGGUGACUUCGGUAUGGUUCCAACCAUGGAGCAUUUCGUCUGUGUAGCUGAUCUUUUGGGCCGAGCAGGACAUACUUCCCAGGCUCAGGAGCUGCUCGAGAGUAUGCCGUUUGAUGCCGAUGGAACGGCUUGGAAGCUGCUGCUUACGAACUGUAAGCUGCAUGGAGAUUUUGGUCGAGCCGAGAUCUUUGGUGAGAAGCUUUUGAAAGCCUCGCCGCAGGCCAGUGCAACGUAUGUGCUGCUGUCUCACCUCUACAGGGAGAGGAAUUUGAAGUCUUCAUCUUGAGAAGGCAGGCAUGUCCGUUUUUCUUCUCCCUUUUGCAUCCAGGACGAUGUCACGCGAACUUGGCUCGAGGCUUGCAACGUCAUCCCAUCUUCCAGCAGCAGCAAAGAUAUUGGACAGCAACACAAGAGCUGGAAUAGCAGCAGCUCCCUUGGAAUCCAGCUCCACCACCCUGUUGGCGA